Labrus bergylta (ballan wrasse) is the source of this 3173-nucleotide messenger RNA. Lineage: Eukaryota; Metazoa; Chordata; Actinopteri; Labriformes; Labridae. The record is from RefSeq and is a predicted model, not a curated record.
CUUUGUAUGUGUUUGGUGGUGUGUAUGUUGUGGCAGUGUACCGGUGGCGCCCUGUUUUUGAGCCCUGUGUUUUUGUUGAACUUGUUGAAGGACUUUAAACCAAGAUCCCUGCUUCUGAGAGCGUCAUCGACCGGAACCUUGCGCUUUUUGGUUUUUGUUCCCGCGGGGGGUUUAUAUAUAUGUGAAACACCGCGUUUACGUCACCACAGCGCUGAAGCUAAAGCGGAAGGAAAACAGAAAACACGACUGAGUGUUGCUGUCAGCUCAUUCAAGCUUCUCAGCAUCUGGGACUAAAAUGUCUCCUGAUUAUUUAAACGUAUUUAAUCGUGUUUUAAUAACUGUUAGUUAGUCGAACAGUUCGGUUUUAUUUAUUUUAUAUUAUUGUUAAAAAUGGAGCAAACUGCGACCAGCGUCCCGGCGGAUCCUGAAACCAACGGGCGUUCAACACGAUGGCGCAACUGGUCGGGGUUCUGGCUGCUCGGAUUGUGCAACAACUUUGCAUAUGUGGUCAUGCUGAGCGCGGCUCACGACAUCCUGAAGAAACAAUCGUCAGAAAACAACACGGCGUCUGCCUCAGCUUCAUUGACUGUGGAUUUCCAAAGUGGGAACAGCAGCAACAGCAGCCGCUAUGACUGCAACCCUGUGUCCACAGCGGCCGUCCUGUUAGCCGACAUCCUCCCAACGCUCGUCAUCAAACUGUUCGCCCCGUUUGUCAUCCACAAAAUGCCUUAUGGGGUCCGAGUUUUGUUCUGCGCCGUCAUGGCAGCCACGAGCUUCCUCCUCGUGUCAUUCUCCUCCGCUGUGCUGAUGAGCAUUCUGGGAGUGAUUUUUGCCAGUGUAAGCUCUGGACUGGGCGAACUGUCCUUCCUGUCUCUCACCGUCUUUUUCAGCAGGGAUGUACUGGGAGGUUGGGGCUCGGGUACAGGUGGUGCAGGAGUUGCCGGAGCCUUCAUCUAUUCAGGUCUCACGCAAGUCGGGGUGUCGCCUCAGAUCACACUCCUCAUCAUGCUGGUGGUCCCGGUUGCCAUGGUGAUAAGCUAUUUCUUCCUGCUGGAUCCUCCACCUUCAGUACCUCAGUGGAGAAGCAGGGAGACCGAAUAUGCAGCUGUGGGCUCAGAGGAGGACGAGCAGCUGAUUGACGGAUCAGAAGAAGAGGAGAAAUCUACCACAGUGCAUGCUUUCUUUCAUCUGGACGUAUCAGAAGAACGGACCACCGGGCCGCUCACCUUCACAGAGAAGCUGCACGUCAUCAGGGGACUCCUGAAGUUUGUGUUUCCUCUGGGACUCGUCUACUUCGCAGAGUACUUUAUAAACCAGGGCCUGAUGGAACUUCUGUAUUUCCCAGACUUUUUCCUGUCCCAUGCAGAGCAGUAUCGCUGGUACCAGACGCUGUACCAGGUGGGCGUGUUGGUGUCUAGAUCGUCUCUGUGCUGUGUGAAGAUCAGGAAAGUGUGGACGCUCUCUCUGCUCCAGGUGGUGAAUGCAGUGCUGCUGCUGUUCGCGGUGAAGUAUCAGUUCCUGCCCUCGGCCUGGUUUGUGUUUGUUAUCGUCCUCUAUGAGGGUCUGCUGGGUGGAGCUGCUUACGUCAACACUUUCUACUUCAUCAGAGAAGAGACGGAGGACAGACAGAGGGAGUUUGCGAUGGCUGCUGCCAGCGUGGGAGACAGUCUGGGCAUCGCUCUGGCCGGACUCGCCGCUUUCCCGGUCCACAGAUACUUCUGCUCCCUGUGAGCCGCCCACACAGCGAGCAGUUCGGUGAAUCAGACGGACGUGGCGUGGGAGCGUUUCAGUUCAAGGUUUUUUUAAAACUCUCAUAUGAGAGACUAUCUGACGAGAGCAGACUUCACUCCUUAAUGAACGGGAUGUUGGAAGUAACACAGUAUAAAUAUAUCACUGUGCUACUGUACUCAAGUUUCAGGUAUCUGAAUUUAUAGUUUUAUGUUGUGAUUCAGAUACAAAACACAUCAUAGCUGCUCCAGAAGAUCCGAGCUUCUGAACUAAAUGUUGCUUUAUUUAACAGUGUGUUCGGUGUUCAAAGAUAAAACAUGUUUAUAGGUCGGUUUGUUGACCAAUAUGUGUUUUGCACUAAAAUCACUGACAGAAAAAUUGCACUAAGAGCACCAUUCCUGUCGCUCACUAGUGAAAAGCUUUAAAGGAGCACUAUGUAACUCUGACCCCUAGUGGUUAAAAUUGGUACUGCAGUUUAAAUUCUAAACAUUCUCUAGAGUGGAUGCUCACUCAGGUCACCAUGUGGUGGACACUGAAGCUUCAGUGUUUAUCCAGCUCUGCAUCGGUCUGUAAACCUUUUUUUUUUUUGUUACCUUUUAUUUUCUACUUACUAAGUGUUAUUUUUGUUUUGCUUUUCACUCAUCGAUGCAGAUCAACCAUGUCUGACCAAAUGUGCCUUUUUCUUUCCGUUUCUACCAAAGACUAUAACAGUUAUUUUAUGUGGAUAGAUAUUUUUAUUUUAUGUAGGUUAUUAAUCUGAAACAAAGGAAAACAUCCAACAUAUUAAAACUCUAAAUGUUUGACAUGUUUGCCGUCAGUGUCCUUACAAAUUUGUAGAAAAACAAAUGUCAGCACCAAGCGGCAACUUCCAUGUUGAAAAAUGAAGCCAAUGUGGAAGUGCAAAAUCCUGCAGUUCCUCAAGUGUCCACUAGAGUCCACUAGAAUUGGGCUUUUUGUGCCUUUAUUACAGAGGACGGUGGAUAGUCAGAAAUCAGAGAGAGUGACAUGUGGAGAAGAAGCCACAGGUCGAAUUCGAACCCGGUCCGCCCGUACAUGGGGCGCGCACACUAACCACCACAUCACUGGUACCCCACGACAAAGUUUUUAAACCAAUAAUAAUAAAGAUAAACAACAGCUGAAACAUGUUUGUGUCAUUCAGCUGCUGUUUCACCGAUGCUUCGUUUCUUUUCAAAUGUGCACAUUCCUGCUGAUGUUUUCGUACUUCCUACCUAAAUAAAUUCUCCUGUUACGGAUUUUUUUUUCUUAAUAAUUUAUGUUUUUAUUUCAGUGCUUCAUUGAUUAAAGUGUUUUCCACCUUUGAACUGUUGGAUCAAUCACACUCAAAAUGUAUAUUAAGAAAUGUGAAUAAAAGUUGAAGUCAUAUUAAAAAAAUGUGGUAGAUGAUUUAUUAUGAUGUAUUAAAGAUUAUCUACCAAACACCUUUA